Messenger RNA from Penicillium longicatenatum, 7851 nucleotides. RefSeq lists its product as uncharacterized. The record is from RefSeq and is a predicted model, not a curated record. Bases 1 to 7851 code for a protein of 2616 amino acids. Lineage: Eukaryota; Fungi; Ascomycota; Eurotiomycetes; Eurotiales; Aspergillaceae. The transcript has a single exon. Gene Ontology annotation, cellular component: small-subunit processome; nucleolus; 90S preribosome.
AUGGUGGUGCCAGGUUCACGAGACAAGCAUAUAAAACGAACACAAAAUGGCACAAAAACCACAAAAAACCACCGAUGGGAGCCCUUCUCACAGCGCAUCGCAAAGCUCAAAAUCGACCCGAUCCACCGCGUGCGCCGUGCCAGCUUCGGCGAAGAUGAAGACGAAACUACUUCCUACUUCCGGUCUGCCCUCGACCAUUGGGUGGAUAUGAACCUCUCAGAGAACUUUUCAACCUUCUAUCGCCGCAUAAAUCCCCUCUCCGAGAGCCUCGCCCAGAUCGUGUACCAUGAAGAAAAGAUUAUGGGUCUACUAGUGGAGUUCAUUGAGAAGAAUGAUGAACAUUCCAUGGAGCCAUUACUGAGCUUGCUUGCUCAAUUUGCCAGAGACUUGGGGGUUCGAUUUGAGAAGUAUUUCGCGACUUCCGUGACUUUGGUGGCAUCUGUUGCUGCAAAACACGCCGACGUCGAAGUCGUCGAGUGGGCCUUCACUUGUCUGGCAUGGAUCUUCAAAUUCCUGUCCCGUCUUUUAGUGCCGGACUUGCGACAGCUAUUGAGCAUCAUGACACCAUAUCUGGGCAAGGAGCGCCAAAAGCCUUUCGUGGCUCGAUUCGCCGCCGAGUCCAUGUCUUUCCUGAUUCGCAAAGCAGGUCUCGUCUACUACAAGAACAAAGCGCCGCUUGAGAACGCUCUCUCUUUCCUCUACGACGAUAUCUCCAAAACUGCCGAAGAUGGGAAGGAUGUCGAGAAAUACAAGGAGGGUUUGAUGGUCAUGUUCUCCGAUGCCAUCAAGGGUGUGAAUAAUGGUCUUCAUUCCAAUGGAAUGGACGUUCUUCGCUGUGCAUUAGACCAGAUUCCCCCAGCCGAUAAGAACUGUAACUCUCCGGCAGAGGUUGUGUAUGGAGUGGUGACCAACCUCAUCCACCACACUACACCGGAGACUUUCGGGCCCAUUCUCGACACUGUCCGAGAAUUCAUUGAAUCUCGCUCACAAGGCUCCGAGAACCCCAACAUCCCGGAGUGCUGUCAUUUAAUGCUUAUUUGCGUCGCAACCCGUAAGGGAGUUCGAGUCCGAGACUGGAAGUCUGUGCACCAGACUCAUGUAUCACUUCUACAACAAGUGUCUAAGGACUCGGAGAAAUACCCAAAAGCAACCCUUGAAAUUCUCACAGCUGUCGCCUACGCUCUCCAGGUCUCACCAAUGGAUGAAAUGCUUCGGUUCGUGCGCCCUCUUAUGGAUCUGGUAUCCACAGGACCCCUGUCGAAAUACUUCUUAUUCUUUUGCACUACCUUUUCAGAAUGGGGAUCGGAACGCUUCCAAAGUCUAUUACUUCCCCAUUUCCAGAAGUUCAUCUCUACUUCCUGGCAGGAGCGAGAGUGGGAGACAUGCUUGACGCUACUCCGACUGAACCAAGCUGGUUGUAUUACACCUGAGACCUCAAAGCCCGGCUACAUUUCAUGCCCGGAUGCUUUGAAGUCCCGCAUUUUUGCGUCUUUGGUGUACCCUUCUACUGAUGAAUUUGGGUUAAAUGCCUUUGUGAAACUUUCAAAGGCUAUCUCGAUGUUCUCUGACUCUGCUGCUCGUUCCGAAAUCGUGAAAAAGCUGCAUGGAAACCUUAAAGCUGCUUUCAGCGAUGCCUCUAAAGCAGCAAACGACACAGAUGCAUCGUUAUUCUAUCUUGGUCAAGGGUUCAAGACAUACGUUGAAUUAGCUACUCAGUCGGGGGAGCUCGAUUUGACUCUUUGGGAAUCCAUCUUGACGGUCUCGACCAAAUUCUCUCGCCUCUCUCUAUUCCUGGAGGGUGUAUUUGAAUUCAUUUCCUCUGCUCCAAGCACAGCAGAUUUGGACAAUCCCGCAGUGGACGGGUUUGCCAACAGCUUAAUUCUCAACCUGGCAAGCCCCACGGCCAGACUAAGACUGGUAUCUUUGCAGAUCUUGCGCGAGCUGGUUACUCGCAUCAAUAAAGAUGAUCCUUCGCCGGUUUCCUUGGCCAUCGAGAUUGAAGAGAGCCCUCUGACUUUGCAGAGCGCGCGAACCCUUUCAAUGCACAUCCGCAAGUUGGCGAUAUUAUAUCCUCAGAUUGUUUCUCGCAAGUGGAUGGCCACACUGAUUCCAUACUUUUGUUUCGGUCUGUUCUCCAAAAAACUGACUCCUCUUUGGGAGGAUUCUGCUGCCGCUUUGAAGACCAUCAGUGAGCACCCCGAGGGUGAGAAAAUUGUUUCAGAUUUGUCCAUUCAGUGGUUGCAAGAGCGGGACUCUGGCGUUACGGAGGGAGAUGUGGAAGAGGACCCGGAGGAUAACCACGUCGCGGGUAACUUUGUGUGCUUCAAUGUGGGGAAGGUCGAAAGUGUUCUCGCCGCCAACUUGAAGACUGUGGAGGACCCAACUGCAAUUUUAACUCAACAGUUUGAGAAAGACCACAAACAGGCGGAUAUUAUUCCUGCUCUGCCUCGCAGCCAUGCGCUUCUUGUCUUGAAUGCUGUUCCCGCCAUUGCAGAGAAGCGCUCGCGGCAAAUUGUGCCUCUGUUUUUGACCUGGGCGUUGCGCGAUGACCAGGACGAUCUUCCCGCCAGUAAUGAUUCUGACACCAAGUCUGAGAAUGUCCCAGUCCGAUGGGGCUUCAAGGACCGACUCUCCAUGCUCGGUCUGUUUGGGCAAUUCCUGAACCCUAUUGUUCUUUUCAAAGCUCCCGAGGUCCACGAUGCUGUCCUGGGUCUUCUGUGUCACGGUAACUCAGAGAUUCAGAAAGCUGCUCUCAAGGUGCUUUUCACCUGGAAAAACCCGCAUGUCCUGCCUUACAAGGAAAAUCUGCUCAACAUCUUGGACGAGACCAGAUUCAAAGAUGAGCUUCAAGUCUUUGUGCGUGUUGGUGGCGAUGACAGUUUGAUCGAGCAAGAGCACCGCCCUACUCUGCUCCCUGUUCUUCUUCGCCUGCUGUAUGGUCGAAUGAUUUCCAAGGCCGGUGCAAGCGCAACCCAGGCUGGUCAGGCUGGCAGGCGUAAGGCUAUCUUGCGUGCCCUUUCGCAUCUCUCUGAGGAGGAGUUUGGACUCUUCAUGCACCUCUCUUUCGGUCCACUUGCGGAAGUUCACGUUGUCCAGGACGGCAAAACAAACAACAAGGCAUUCUCAGAAGAGCUGACUAGCCCAAGAAGACAGCUUGGUCUACUCAAAAUGAUUGAAACAGUCUUUGACACCCUUCAGAGUCGUAUGGCUCCCUACUCUGUGCAGACUAUGAACGUUGUCAUUUGCUGCUUGGUGCGGGCUUGCCGGGCUCUUCAAGAUGAGAGCAGCGUUGAUGAACGUCUCCGGGGCGUUUAUCAAAACCUUCGUCAAGAGGCCAUUCGCUGUCUUAAUCUAGUCUUUUCCGUCUCAUCGGACCGUGAUUGGACCCCAUAUGUCAAAAUCAUCUUCGAUGAGGUGAUCAAUAACAGGCUCGACCAAUUCCCUAUCGAGACAGCCCAGGGUGUGUCUGGCCUCCUUCGUCUGUUCCACACCUGGGCUUCUUCCCCGAGAUCCGCCGGUUAUCUCGUGCAGCAUAACAAAGACGUGCUGAACAAGGUCAUUGACUGUCUCAGCGUCGAGUCGGCCCGUGACGAGGUCAAAAUUUUUGUUUUGGACGAGGUUCUUGUGCCAUUGGUUCGCUUAGCUAGCGGCAAGAAGCUUGAAGAAGAUGAGGAAAUGCCUGAUAUUCCGGCUGAGCAGAUUCGCUCCGAGGUUCUUUCGCCCUAUCUGGAGCAUGCCCUGUCCCAUCUUGGCCGUCUUUUGAAGAGAGGCCCAUCGAAGCCUGUGCUGUUCUCAGGCGUGACUGCCCUGUCAUUAACCGCGCCCUGCGUUGAGUCUUCUGGUGAAACAUCGAGCCUUAUCAGUAUUGCGACAUAUCUGCUUCGCCAACCCCCAGACCGUGUCAACCCCAAGACCAAGUCCGGUCUUCUGAAGAUUUUGGAGCACUUCUUACCUCUCUACGAUCCCAAGGAAGAUGUGGCUCUUUCUGAACAAGUUUUCGAAGCCGUCUCUUCCUUGUUCGAUUAUUUCAAGGAUGAUACGAACCGAGAAGUGCUAUCGAGAGUUUUUGUGGCUCUUGCUGCACACGAUGAGAAGAUGCAAGAGGUAGCUGCCCUGUGCGCUGACCUAAAUUCUCGCUCAAUGAAGAGACUUGAGCCCGAUUAUGAACGUCGUCUGCAAGCUUUCAGAAAGAUCAGUGAUGAACUCUCCCAGACCUUGAGUGCUAAGCAAUGGAGACCUAUUCUUUACAAUAUGCUCUUCUAUGUCAAGAAUGAAGAUGAGCUAGCUAUCCGGUCUAGCGCGGCCUUUGGCUUGAAAAGAUUUGUUGACAAGGCUGCCGCUGAGGCUGACGUGGAGGACUUUGAGGCUCUUGUGAAUAGUGUCCUGAUGCCCUCGCUACAGUAUGGUCUUCGUCAGAAGUCCGAAUUGAUCCGUUCUGAAGUCGUCUCCGUCUUGGGUUACUUUGUCAAGCUAAACCCUUCCCGACCUUCGGUGCAAGACAUGAAUGUCCUUCUGGUUGGCGAUGACGAGGAGGCAUCUUUUUUCAACAACAUUCUUCACAUCCAGCAGCACCGUCGUCUGCGUGCUCUCCGUCGUUUGGCUAGCGAAGCCAGCAAAGGAAAUCUCAACUCCGAUAAUUUAAGCAAGAUCUUCCUGCCUUUGAUCGAACAUUUCGCUUUCGAGGAGGCUUCCGAUGAGAAUGGUCACAAUUUGAUUGCUGAAGCCGUUGCCACCAUCGGUUCGCUGGCGGAAUGGCUAGACUGGGCGCAAUUCCGUGCCAACUUCCGGAGAUAUCGUGGAUACAUGCAGAGUAAGCCGGAGAUGGAGAAGAACAUUCUCAGACUUAUGGGUCGGAUGUCGGAUGCUCUGUCUGUUGCAAUGAGUCAGAAGAAAGGACCAGAAGAGCAGGCCAACGGCAAUAUCGAUGUUGAUUCAAUGGAGAUUCCGGAGCUACCCAAGUGCACACUUGCCAAAACUUCGCCUUCUCUUGCUCAAGUCUCGAAAGAAUUGAUUGCCAACUUCAUUCCUUUCUUGACCGAAUUCCUUCACCACAAGAACCAGGCAGAAAUGAGCUUGCGUCUGCCCGCUGCCAUCACUACAAUCAAGCUUCUUAAGAUUCUCCCUGAGCAGGAGAUGACUAUUCGUCUCUCGCCUGUUCUUCUGGAUGUCUGCAGCACUUUGAAGAGUAAGGCGCAAGAUUCCAGAGAUACUGCCCGGAAAACACUGAACGAUAUCGCGCUGUUGCUGGGUCCAUCAUACUUCAACUACAUCUUGAAAGAAUUGCGGAACACUCUCCUGCGAGGUUACCAGCUCCACGUCCUGUCAUUCACCGUUCACUCGAUGCUUGUGUUCACCACAGAUGAGUUCAAACAAGGCGACUUGGACUAUUGUUUGACAGAUCUUGUCGCAAUUGUUAUGGACGAUAUCUUCGGUACCGUCGGUCAGGAGAAGGAAGCCGAGGACUACGUCAGCAAGAUGACGGAAGUAAAGAGCAGCAAGAGUUACGAUUCGAUGGAACUUCUUGCUAAGAAUGCAACCAUUCGCAAUCUUUCGAGUCUCGUUCGACCUCUUCAGGCACUUCUGCGUGAGAAGCUCAACUCCAACAUCGUCAGAAAAAUUGACGAACUGAUGCGUAGAAUUGGUAUUGGUCUUUUGAGAAACCCCGAUGCUGAAAGUCGCGAUCUCUUGAUGUUCUGUUACGAGGUCAUCAAGGAAUCUUACCAAGAAAACGUCACUCCCAGCAAAGAGGCUACCGCCAGGUCCUAUACUGAAGAGCGGUUCUUGGUCAGGUUGCAAGGAGCCAAGCGCGGUGAAAAGCGCGGCACUACUUCUUCUCACAAGCAUAAGCUGACAAGAUUCUCCCUCGAUAUUCUCCGUGCUAUUCUCAACAAGUUUAGCUCUCUUUCAACGGCCACAAACCUAUCCGGGUUCCUACCUAUCAUCGGUGAUGCCUUAGUUCAAUCACAUGAAGAGGUAAAGAUUGCCGCUCUUCGACUUCUGUCUACCAUUAUCAAGCUUCCGCUGCCAGAGCUUGACCAGAACUCGAACGUAUAUCUCACGGAAGCUGUGAAGUUGAUCAAGGAGUCCCCAAGCACCAACUCCGAGGGUUCGCAAGCGUCAUUGAAGUUGAUUUCCGCCAUGAUUCGCGAGCGAAAAAGCACUAAACUCCGUGAUGGCCACCUUGCCUACUUGCUCAAGCGCUUGACAGCUGAUAUUGAAGAGCCUGAUCGUCAAGGUAUCACGUUCAACUUCAUCCGUGCCGUCAUGUCCCGCAAGUUUGUUGUGCCGGAAAUGUAUGAGCUCGUGGAUCAGAUUGCAAGCAUGAUGGUCACGAACCAGACUCGCUCCGCACGAGACCUCGCUCGUGGUGUAUACGUUCAUUUCCUGAUUGAAUACCCACAAGCCAAGAACCGGUGGACCAAGCAGCUUGGUUUCCUUGCCAAAAACUUGGACUACAAGCACCAGGAAGGACGUCAGUCAGUUUUGGAAGCAAUUCAUCUGUUACUCUCAAAGACCGGCCCGGAGAUGGCUCAAGACAUCAUUAGCACUUUCUUCCUGCCAAUCGUCCUUGCCAUGGCCAAUGACGAGUCACCUGAAUGCCGCGAGAUGGCUGGCGCAUUGCUGGCACAAUUCUUCAGCCGCGCCGAUCGGGAACAGAUGAAGACUAUCCUGACACCUUUGCAUUCAUGGUUGGAUCAGACCGAAAACAUGGCCCUGGGUAGCAUUGGAUUGCAAGCUAUGCGAAUCUUCUUUGAGUCUGAGGACACAGAGAAGGACAAGGAAGCUCGUUUCGUUAUUGGCAUUCUCCCUGAUUUGAUGCAGCCAAUCCUUGAAGACCACGAAAAUGGAAACUGGGAAACCCUCUACUUCGCACUGCAGCUGUUCACCAAGCUGUGCAAGACCGUUCCCUCACUUGCAUUGGGCCCACAAUGUGCCACCAUCUGGGUGGCUAUCCAAGAAUCGCUGUUCUUCCCUCACGCCUGGGUCAAGACAUGUGCUACCAACCUUGUUGGUAUGUGGAUGGCUGAUUUGGCCAAGACACACGCCACCUCAGGCUACAGUGCCCUUCCUCUCGUAGGAAGCUCUGGCCUUGCCCUGGACAAGGAGGCAAUGAUCAAGCUUAUUCGUGCCAGUCUGCGCUGCCUCCGCACCCCAGGAGUCAUGGAGGAGCUGGCCAUGCAGAGCGUCCGCAACCUUGUUUUCCUUGGUCGGUGCGUCGCACAGAAUGGUCUGGAGCUGCAGAAGGCUGGAACCGAAGAUGUCGAGUCCGAUGAUGAAGAAGAAGCCGAUAGUGAAGCCGAAGGCGAGACUGAGACCGAGAAAGAGGUCAUGGACAACGCACCCGUCCGGUUUGCUAUUGGAUACAUCUUCAAGCAAAUUUCUUCCCUCCUGCGCCGUGAGGUCAUUUCAACCCGGCCAGAAGCUCUUAUUCCCAAGACCGCUACCAUCGCUCUCCUCGCUGCACUUGUCCGUCAUGUCGAGGCCGAACAUAUCGAACCCUCUAUCGGUGUCAUUCUCCUGCCGCUGCAGCACAUGACCGAUUCAUCUAUCCCGGCGCCGCGGUCUCGCGACGAGACCUUCCAAAACACAUACAAGGCUAUCGUCGCUAAUUGCCACGAGGUUCUGGAUUCUCUUCAGAAGAAGCUGGGUGCAUCGGAGUUCAUCGCGCACAUGGCCAAGGUGCAAGAGAACAUCAGACAGCGUCGUGAAGGGCGACGUGUCAAGCGUCGUAUUGAGGCUGUUCAGGAGCCGGAGCGAUAUGAGAAGGAUAAGAGAAGGAGAAAUGACCGGAAGAAGGAGAAGAGAAAGGAGAAGGGUCUGGAGCACCGGGGCAAGAGACGUGGUUGGUAG